CGCCAGGCACACGAGUCCGAGUAUCCGCUCUAUUCUACCACGCUGCUUGAAGCUGCUGUGGUGUUCCAGAGUCGUACCUGCUGCGAUUCUGUGUGUUCCUUUUUUUGAAUCUUGUAGACAUUAUUUCCCCUUUCGAAGCAGUUCUUCCUGUCUUUCCGGCUCGGUUUCCUCUCCGCACUUUCCGCGCGACCCUUCGGUCGUCCGUCGCCUGCGUCCCCCUCUGUGCUGGGCUGUGUCGCGCGCAGCUUGCCUCUUUCGCCGCUCCUUACCCCUCUCUCUUCGUCCAGUUUCUGUUUGUCGCGUGUUACUCCGAUUUCGUCCCAGUUUCUGUCCCGUAUCGUCGCAGGGGGAACGUUUUGGGUCCUGAGCCACUCGAGUGCAGUGGCUGGCAUCAACUCUCAGCGUACGCCGGCUUUGUUUCGUCGUGGUCGUUGCGUUGCAUUUUCCUCACCACAGGCGACACCACAUUCCUUACCCUCGCGAAUCUUACGAAGUUUGACGGCGUAGGAACGCGGCCGUUGGCGUGCAAGGAAAGUCGUCCCUAGCCGUGUCCCAACGCAGAGCCAGUCACUUUCAUGUUUUUGUCGGGAACGGAACACGGUGUCCUCGCUCAAGGCAAAUUUUCAAAGACUCCCUAAAGGCGGGGGGGGUCUUUGCCGCGUGUGCUCGUCCCGCCGCCUACCCGCAAAAAAGCGGCGGCUUGCUCGAGGACACCCUUAGUCCAGUUUUUUUCCAGAAAGGCCGCAGGUCAGAGGAUUGUUGAAAGGUGUUGCAAGCUUCUCCUUUCAUUUGUGUGCCCUUCUGGCCAUGAGUGCUUGCUAACGAGCGAAAAGCGGUUGCGCAAACGGUGAAGUCAGUAGAAAAGUCUCUCUCCGGGCAAAACAGUCUUUCGGUGGUUAUGUCUCGACCAGAUGUAACCUAUGACGUCGCCAGUCAGCAUGCAUCCAGAUAGUUGAGGCGCUGGAUACCGGUAAAGUUGCACUAUCAUCCUUUUGUUACUCCUUGGGAAGCCCGUGUCCAGAUCCAAAGUGGACUCCCGUAACCUCAUUUCCUCAACGCUACAUCGUUGACGAAUCAGUAGCGGAAGUGACAACACCCCCGCCGUUGCUCUCAACGCUGUGUAGGAGCAUUUUUAGGCGCACCGUUUUUUGUCGUGCCCGCCCGAUGUUGCAUCCCUGCGGGGAAGACCUCGUGUCGCUCUGUACUCUCUUGGCCUAUUGAGAAACAGAUACGUACUCAUAUGGGAAACGAGUUUCGCGCAUCGUGGAUUUGCCGUCGAUCGACUCUACACGGGGAAAUCGGUGUGGCCGCUGCUGUUGUGUUCGCACUCAACCACUCGUGGUUGAAGAGGUUGUAUGGGCAGCUCCGCGCGAAGAUCUUGGCGUUCGGACAGUGUAGGAGCUAAAUUCGGCCCGCGUUUCAGAGACUACGCUACGGUUUUACCUCAGGUCGCCGUCUCCGUAGGAGAUUGACGCCGGGAGCACACCACCUGCGAUCUCGCAUUCAGAGGCGUUUCCCGUUCGCCUGCCAAGUGAUGCACACUGCGUCGUCGUAGGUAAAGAUCGGCGAAUCAGGCAGGCGCUGUGGCGCCGACGCUUACGGUUUUUUUGGACGGCGUUCCCUGGAAAUGUUUCUCCCCCCGUGUGAUGAUCUUUAGCGUGGGCAAAGCGCACGGCGCCGUGGUCUGUAGGCCGCUGCCGAAAUGACACACUUGGUCUCUGCGGCCUCUCCUCGAUUCUGUCCGUUCCCUGUGUCUCCAUCUGUACCUGUUGACGGCCCCGCGGCAGUUUCUCCUUCCGGACCACUGGGUGUUCUACCCGCUGCUAAAAUCGGUCGAGGAAACUCCUCCGUCGGACCGCCUUCCUCCGUCGUUUGUGACUCCAUGCGUUCCUCUGCCUCGCUUUCAAAUCCUGGCGGCGCAGGCCUUUCUUCCUGCCGAGCGGACGUGCUUCCCCCCUGGCCAGGUCCAGCGGACUCGGGGGCCGCCAGACGUGAAACAGAGACCACUUCUGCGGGAGAGACGUUCCCUGAAGCCAAGCCUUCCGCUGCUAGGGAUCUGCCCGCAAUCCUGGAAAGGUCUUUUGACGUCGCGGGUGACCAGUUCGCGUCUUCGGGAGUCGGGGAUCCAGCUGCGCACGCUACCUGCAGUGGGCGGGAAGACACGAGCCUGACUGUAUCGGUGGUGUCGAGCGAGGAAGAGACGUCUGCAUUCAAGGUAGAGGAGUCCCCUGAAGCUGGGCAGUUCGGAACUCAGCGCCACGAAAGUGCAGGCUUGAAGGGAACAGACGCGAUGGGGGAGGAAAACGGGUUGCGACCUCGCGCCGCAGGGUGCGGCGAGUGUGUAGACGAGCGACGUCCGAGCCCCGGGAGUUUAGGAAAGGACAGGAGCUGCAUAGCGGCAGUAGCGACGCCCGCUAAUGGUCAAGGCGGCUGCGCGAAGAAUGACCAGGAGGCAACGGGACGCGAAGGCAUGUCUGAUUAUGUAGGUCAACAGAACGGCGGUUUUGAGGAGCCGAAAACCGGCAGAGACGGAGAGCAGAAUGACUCGCGAAGGUGUGACACGGCCGAAGCAACCAGUCUGGGAGACUGCUGCAGUUUAUGCGGGCAGCCGCGGACAGUGGAAGGCAGUCAAACGGCAUUCCAGCACGAUGGGUCAGACGCAAAUGGGAGCGGCAAGCCUCAUGUGGAGGGCCACGGGUCAGGGGCUGUAGAUGGCGAAGAGGACGAGACGUGGGUCUGCGACAUCUGUCUCCGAUGUGCAGAGGAAGAGGCGAAGACCGAAGAGGGGCUUUGGGAAAAGGAACAUGACAGAAGCAGAGUUCCGCAGGAACCGCAGUCCUGUGCCGGUACGGGACCCAAGGAUGAGGGCGCGGCAUCGAAAGCGUCGACGAGCAGGGCCUGUAGCGCUCUGUGUGAGCCCGCUGCGUCGCCUGCUAGCCAUGAAGCAGGAAGUGGGACCAUGGGAGAAGGCUCCGAAGCGGAACCUGCAGUCGCGUCUGCUGCGGGCGCGAGUGGAAAGCGCCGGGACACUGUGCCGGCGGGCAGCGGCAAUGCUGCAUGUGGAGUCCGGGGAGACAGGAGCGUGGUCGCGCUGCCUGUGGCCAGAACCAGUCCAGUACCCAUUGCGAAUCCUGCAAAGUGUGUCGAUGAAGGGACAACUCGAAGCACAACUGUCCACAUUGGUCCGAACCACCAAGUUCCCGCGCUCCCCGCGUUCUUCUUGGACAGCAGCUGCUGGCCGCGACCCCCCAUGGACACUGUGCUUGACCCGAGCCUCACAGCACGGCUGGUGUAUUCGCCGUCUGCGCUGGAGCGCAUUAAGUUGAGGCGCGAGCAAGAGGGAAGACAGGACCGGGCGAUCAGCUCCGACGCAGACAUGACGGCCUUUGUCAAGGCUUGCUCACAGAACUGGAAGACGCGACCUGGGUGGCAACCCUUUAGCCCGGAGUUCGCCUACAAGAUUCUCCACUAUGCGGGUUAUGAUCCCGUGCGCGCUUUGCAGAUCAUGAACGACCCUCAGUUCAGCUUCAGAGAAGUCUGUGACCCGCCGCUGCGGAAAUACGAUAACAAGUGGAAACCGAAAGACCGAAGAGGCCUGAUCGCUGCAACUCCCUAUCCGCCGCCGAUAUCGGCGAGAGGGUCGUUAGCGCGCAGGCACCACCGGGAAGUUGCCGGGUACUCCCUACGCUGACUUUUUUUCGAGCCUUCGGCGUCCACGAUUCGAGUGGGAGUGGGGCACGCAGCGGUUUCGUAUGCGACACAGUGCGUUGGGUCAUUGUCUCCAAUUACGUGAUCUCUGCCUAAUCACCUCUACGUCCUGAAUCUACCGGUACAGGGUGGAGAAGUAGAGUGUAGGCGGGUAGCGACAAGUCGAGAGUGCGUGGCUUUCCCGGUGCCUCCGUCAUGUCUUGGUACAUGUCGGCGUGUUUCUUUGGAUGCGUUUUGGUUCCAUCCCGCGCCUCAGGCGGUCAUAUACAGCUGGUGAUCCACGAAACACGUAGUCUUUGCAGCUGGACCUUGUGAACAGGAUCCUUCCUCAGGGGUAGUCAAGAGUUGUUUCGCAAAGUGGAGUCGAGCUUGCGCAACAGUUGGCUCGGCAAACCGGUGGAUGACUGGUAGCGUAACGAGCAGGCAAUGGUGUCACUGUGUAUGAACAAGGGCGUCGAGCGGAUAGUUGCUUUGUUACGGCGCGAAGAAGGACGGUCCCAGAGGCGUUUUUCAAUUCGAAAGUUAAUUUCUCACAUGGUCCUUGGGUACCGUGGUUUUCCAGAUUCUCCUCGGUAUGCCGUUCAGCCGCAAUAUGGAGCCACGGAUCGAAAAACUAACUCUGGUCACAUAAGUCAAGGAGCUUCAUGGGUUUGCUGUCGCGUCUUUUGAACCGGAAUUAUCAGGACGUACCCACGGUAUCUGUUCGGCUGACACGUUUUUCUCUGGCGCGAGAGGAAUUUUUUAUUCCAUUCAUCCGCAGAUAUAUAUACAUACAUACGUAUUCAUUCAUAGAAGGGAUAAAUGUGAUGAAUUCAGCUGAAUGCUGCAGUUCCAAGGGUAUGAGAGGAGCACGCAGCUCCGACUAAAUUCACGUGAUGGGGGCAGAUUUUUGAGUUUUAUAUUUAUCGUCAAAAUUGCAGUCGUGUUCUGGAGCUUUUGGCGUACUUUGUUCCGGUCUCCUUGUGCGAUGCAUCCAGCAAGGAAAUGGAAAGUUUCCAGGCAGAAAGGAUAUCUGGCUACCACUUUCGAUUUCCUUUUGUAUUAUUUCUGACGGCCUUCUUGUGAUACAGGAGAAAAUUUAUGGUUGGUUGCUAGGAAGAAGUCGAGUUUGGUGUAGCGAUUCCAUCUUCCUUUAUUGGAGUUCAUGAACAGUUGUGUGUUAUGCAGAGUUUUGGGAACAUCGUUAUCGCCCUGUUGUCAUCGCCUCUUUUUUCCGUUUUUCUCUGUCUCUUCUGCUCCCGUCUCUCCCUCUUUGUAUUUCGUUUUUCAUCUUCCAAAAUAGUAGGGCAGAGGGAUGUCAAAGACUGCGGAAACGUCUACCCCGUGUCUGGUGUCUGUCUUCUGAAAGAACUCGCGCGAUGCAAAAAAGGAUGUGCAAUUGGAUCUGUAGGAAGGCAGAGCUGUAGCGUCGUCGUAAAAUGGUCUACUGGUGUGGGCAGAGGUGUUGCGAGACGCCUCUUGCCACUUUUGACCUCUUUUCGCUCAUCCCGAAAGGUUGCCCUACAUAGGAAUCGACAAAUAAGGUGUUUCAUUUCGAAUGACGGCGUUUACCUCCAGCACAUCCCCGAGUCGGAAGGUUACGAGUUUCCCGACAUGCGAGGUGAAAUAUGGAUACACUUUUUCACAUGGAAGAACUGUUCACACCAAGCACUGAAAGAGCAGGCUGAUGAAGCAACACACGACAUUAGCUGGGCUGUCAAGUAAACGGUCUGACAAGACGGGGGGGUGCAGUUUUGCCUGCCCUUGUCAGUGGCGACGCAAUUUUUGCUUCGUUUAGAUUAACACUUACGGGAGACAUAGCUGUGAUGAUGUUUCCGAGCACGGGAGAGUGCAAACCAAAUGAUGCGGUCCCUGAGCUGUUGGGAGGAACCUUGGACCGACUCCCGAUGUGUUAGGUCUCAAAACUCGGCGCGGAACGUGGUGCAAUUGAGACAGGGCCGGUAGUGAAAACUGAGAGGACAAACUGGCCGGGGGAAUUCUCGAUAAUUUAUCAACUGGGGUCCGUCAGGUGGGCCGCUUGUCUGUGGGUGCGCACUGGAGGGACAACUGGUUUUUUUGGAGUCCAGCCCCCAUCUGAAGAAUUCACCGACCCGUGUGGAACCAGUCAGCCUAAGCUCUCGCGGCCACGACGGAAGCCCGAUGAACAAUCAUUGAUGGUUUCUAUCCGUAAGCAUCGGAUAUCGCGACAUACGAAGAGUCCCGACGCGUUUUGCACUGUUGAACGUUAUCUGAUCCGUCGCUUUAAACAGAACCGAUAGAGACGUAAUUUUUGGCAACAUUAUGCCGUGGUACUUUGAACGCCUACAGUGUGUGUGAUCGAUCCCCUUGGUCGAUGCAAGUCACAAUGUACGUCUGUCUGGCUAGCAUGGUCUGUGCCUUUGACUCAAAACCAGCAUAUUUUGCUUGCGUUGUGCAACUAGAAACAAGAUACUG
Messenger RNA from Toxoplasma gondii ME49, 6141 nucleotides. RefSeq lists its product as hypothetical. Bases 1703 to 3691 code for a protein of 662 amino acids. The transcript has a single exon. NCBI's taxonomy places the organism in Eukaryota, Apicomplexa, Conoidasida, Eucoccidiorida, Sarcocystidae. The record is from RefSeq and is a predicted model, not a curated record.